Molecule: messenger RNA, 4550 nt
Organism: Phialemonium atrogriseum
Lineage: Eukaryota; Fungi; Ascomycota; Sordariomycetes; Cephalothecales; Cephalothecaceae
Exons: 3
Coding region: 183-4439 (1418 amino acids)
Molecular function (GO): protein binding; ADP binding
Source: RefSeq, a predicted model, not a curated record
CCUCACCCGCGCGGGGUCGAUACGGUUCGGCCCGGGGGUAGAGUUGAUGAUGAGGAGGCAGUUUGCCUUGCGUGAGAAUGAGGCAAUCCACGAAACUUCUCGUGAUGCAAACAGAGACAAGGGUAUACACCCCUGCGUCGCCGCCGUUCACCCCUGAAUGUCAGUAACACACCGCGGCAGCGAUGGACAGCACCUCCAAGGACCGGCCAGGUGGAUCGAAGGCGCUCCGUACCAAAGAAGCCCAGAAGCUGCGGGCAAAGGCCCCUCUCGCCGCCCAAUUCGAGGACUGUGCGCAGGCUGUUAGACAGCUCCACACGGCUCUGAAUGCAAACCCUUCGGUAUCCGAGCAGGUGCCUUUGCGAAUUCUCAUAGAGAGGUGUCUCAGGCGAUUGACAUCAUGGGGCCACGACACCGGGGCGUCGUCUCGCGCCCUAGACCAUUCCUUGCGAAGGGCUUCGAAGCCACGAAGCAGCACCCUGACGCUGCUAAAGGAGCUGCACGAACUGGUGGUGCAAGCGACCGAGUCUCUGCCCACUGCAUUUGACGGCCCUGGAGGUUUCGGAGAGCGACCAAAAGGGGACCAAGCCGACCAGCCAUCCUCGUCAUCCGUGGCGUCGCCGUCGAAGCAAGUAGAGACGCAAGAGCUUAUCGACAUUCUUGGUCUGGGGGAUCAUGACUCCGAUUCGAGCCCAGAAAAAUACCUUGCCGAAGCCGAGGAGAUAAUAGAUGACCUGUCCGACCUUCGCCCGACUCUCCUCGACCCCUAUGACGAUGACGACCCUGAGCCGCUUCCAGAUGCCGACCAACUCGAUUUACAGGACCGCCAAUAUGUCCAAGAAGCGUUCACCAAGGCUGCUCCAUUCUUGGUCGACCGACUUGUUGCGGCAAACCGGCGGCGACGACAGAACAUCCACGGCCUGAGGGAGGAGGCCUUGAGGACCGGAGGUGGGGAUGGGAGGCCUGUUCCAGAGGCCGUCACCGUCGGGAAGGCUGUUCAACGCGCAUCUUCGAAUAAUUUGCGCCCAAAUGCUUCUGCGAGUCGUGUCCGGGGCUAUCGAAAGGCCUCGAGGCCAUCGGGUUCCGAACCUGGGGCUUCCAGGACUGCCCCAUCGACGACAGGCAAGACGUCGUUAUUCUCACACGACGUUGUCUACGAAAGGGAAUCAGUCACAUCCUUUGCAUCCACGGGCUUUGCUGCCCCUGCCACUUCCACUAUCACUGCCGAACUUCAACCUCCUGGGCCACCUGUCGACAUUAGUGACGAGAAGAAUCUCCCAUUUCGGUGUCAGUACUGCUGCUUUGAGGUUCCUCUGGAGCUUGACAAGCACAACAUGGACCUCAACGACUGGGUCACCCACUUCUACCUGGACCUGCAGCCGUACAGCUGUACCUUUGAAGGGUGUAAUCGAGCCCAUAAAUUGUUCGGGGUAAAGCAAGAGUGGUUUCAGCACGAGUUGGAUUAUCACCGAACCCAGCAAGCCUGGUAUUGUGCCAAGGCUGAGUGCAGGACCGAGUUCGAGACCCGAGCGCUCUUUGAACAGCACCUGAGAUCGAAACACCCGGAUGUAGUUGCCAAAGCAAGCGCAGAUUUCCUCGAUAUCCUCAUCGAAACCUGCCAGAGGGUCUCCCUCAAGUCCCAGACGUCCCCUCAGCAUGAAUGCCCCCUGUGUGGAGCUCCAUACCAAAAAGAUGUCCCAGCAGACUGGAAGGACCACAUUGCCUACCACCUUGAGCAGUUUGCCCUCCAGGCCAUUGGCGAAGAGGAGGACAGCCCGUCGUCCGAAGACGAACUCGAUCGCCAUGAGCUCGUCGAGGAGUUUGUUGAUGAUAUUCAGGAGAGGUAUGCCCCGCCCAAGGCCGACCCCAACGAGCAAACCGCCGUACAACGUUCCCUGAGGCCCGACGAGAGCAACGACCUUCCGGAGUUUACCGAUAGCUCUGGCGGUCUCGGCGACGGCGGGGGGGACAGACGCCAGCGGAGAGAUGGCGAACAUUUAUGGGCAGACAAGGUUGAAACGUAUCUGACAAAGCAGCCUGAGGAGGAUCAACCAGACAACCCCGAUACCACAACGGAGACCAUAUGGCUCAACGUGUCCCAGCGAAACGAGGAGUUCAUUGGCAGAGAUGGUGACCUCCAACACCUGGAUGAAUUCAUCUCUCAGUCCGGGCACAUCUGUGUUAUGAGCGGUCGCGGAGGAAUCGGCAAGACAGCCACUGCCGUCGAGUACGCACGUCGUUACGAGCAAAACUACUCGGCCGUGAUUUGGAUUGAGGCCGAGACUCCGGGCGGUCUCGCCGACAAAUACAACCACAUCGGCACCAAGAUCUUUGCACUCGGGCCUGAGAGCGAGCAGGACCCGCUCAGUUUCACGCUCUCGGUCAGGUCAAAGCUUGGGCGUUGGGAGAAGAGAUGGCUCCUGAUCUUUGACAACGUGGAGGCUUGGGAAGACAUAUCUCGGUACAUCCCCCGGAACCUGCCCAAGACUAAGGGCUCGGUCCUCAUCACCACACGACAGCAGGCCCUCAUCAAGACGGAAACGCGGGCGCUGCAGCGCGUCCUGCACCGCAUCGAGUUGGAACCGUUGACGCCCGAGGAAGGAGGCCAGUUCCUCCUCUGCUCCAUCGACACGAGGGUGACCCCGGAAGACGUGCCCGAGCACCCGGAACAUGACCUUGCCGUCCAAAUUGCAGAGCUCGUAGAGAGACUGCCCCUGGCACUCAUCAUGAUCGCUGGCUACAUUAGAGUGUCACGGGAGACCUUGGACAACUUCCUCGAGAUUUGGGAGGAGAAGAUAGCGUUCCGGUCCAAGCAGGCCACUCGAAGCAAGUUAAUUACCGAGGGUACCUUGGACUCUUCCAUCGACCUCCUCUGGGACAUUGGCAUCAGCGAGCUCACGGUGCCGGCACGAAACCUGCUCGAGAUCCUCGCCUUCCUCGACCCCGAGAACAUCCAGAAGGAUCUUCUUGUUGGGGACCACAACGAGAAAUACCUGGAAUUCCUGAACGCCACAGAAGCCACCGUGUACAGGCGGAUGAUCCGCCUGCUCAGCGGACGGAAACUCAUCGAGGUCAGGGUGAAGGAAGACGGCACAGAAUCGUACCGGAUCCACAGGCUGCUGCAGCGAAAGAUCGUCAUCGACAUCGGCGCCCAGCUCAAGUUCGACAGCGCCAUGAGGAAAGCCACGCGGCUGGUGCGGAAGCGGUUUCCCCAAUCGCCUGCAAUCCAGGCCCCCGCGCCCCAGAACUGGCGACUGUGCAGGGAGUACAUGCCGCACGUCUUCAGCCUCCUGCGGGCCUUCAAGGACGCAGAGGACAUGUUUCCGGGGUUCGAGAAGACCAGAGAGAUAGCCGACAUGUUCUACGACGCCGGCUUCUACGUCUGGGACCGGCAGGCCACCGAGCACGACGGCCUGGCCUUCCUCGACACGGCCGAGAGCAUCCUAGACACACUCCAGACCGACCCCAUGUCCGAACGGCGGGCCGACAUCCACUGCAUGUCCGGGCUCCUUCGCAACACCAUGGGCUGCCAGCAGCGCGGCGAGAGUCUCUCGCGCCUGAAGCUGGCGCUCAGCAUCCGACAGCACAUCUACGAGUCGACUCCCGUUUACAACAGGAUCAACGACGUGCUGCUCCAGAACGCUGCCACCGACUACGGCAUCCUGCUCCUCAACAACUACGACUUUGCCCAGGCCGAGAUCAUCUUCGAGAAAUGCCUUGAGCGGUACCGCGUCUGGGGCUCCGAGGAAGAGAUCCCGUUCGAGUACUCCAAGUAUUACUACAACAUGGGCAUCGUGCGCAUGUGGCAGGAGAGGAUAGCCGAGGCGAUCGAGUUCCUCCAGAAGUCGGUCGACCUGGCGGAAGCCACCUUUGGCGGGAAGGAGGGCCAGUACUGGGACAACUUCUUCACGCUCGCGUGCGUCGUUCGGCACUCGGGAGACGCCCAGAGGGCGCUCGACAUGCACCUUGAGACCCUAAAGGCCAAGCUGGAUCAGCUGGGGAAGCACAGCAAGAGCACCAUUCUCAGCACGUAUGCUGUUGGGGGCAUGUACGCCCACAUUGGCGACCUGUCAACUGCAAUAGAUUCCAUGGAGCGAUGUAUCGACCUUGCCACAUCCUCGAACUGGACCGAAGAAGCCCUCGGCCGGGCCCAGUUCCACCUCUCCCGCCUCUACAAACGCCAAGGGGUGAACCUGAAAGAGGCCGAAGAACUCGAGACGAGAGCCAAAGAAACCCUGGAAAGGUACUCGGAAUACGCCUCGGAAUGGGUCAUGGGCGUCGGGGACCCCGUCAUGAUGUACGACGACUUGCAGCCAACCGACGAGGGGCGAUUCACGGGGACGCUGCUGCUGAAGGUGUUGUGGGCGCGGCGAAAAAAAGAAAAGAUUGCGAGCUUCUUGGACCAGGAUGGGCGGCAGGUGACUGUGCAUACCGGGCUGUAGUGAGUGGGCGAGGCAAGACUGUCAAAUUCCAGGUUUGGAAACUUAAUAUACCAUUACCACCAACCAAAGUAAAUCUUCGUCUAUGUCAUGACUCGGUGAAUACCAGAACCC